GAGAGGGCCCGGCGCACCACAGAGCAGUCAGUGGUGCCGGCGACUGGGGAGGAGUCAGACUGACAGGUCACGGGUUGGCGCGCGAGGUGCGAUACUCACGAACUAGAGCGUCCCGCCUCGCUCCCGCACAGCACACGGCCGACCCCGAGGCGCGCAGCGGGCAUGCCGUCCAUGCUUCUCACGGUGGUUGUGAUGGCGGCGGUGGCCGUCGCCGCCCUCUCCGCUGGUGAGCCGGUCGGUCCCGCCACCCGCGGGUCCCGGGUGACCCCGCGCCGGGCCCGGCUGCUCAGACCGGCGGCGGCGCUGCGCCGGCAGGAUGUGGCCGACCUGGACGGCCUGGUGGAGAAGAGCCACCUGUUCACGGCCGACCCGGAGGCGGCCAGCGCCGGCCGGCUGUACCGCCAGCUCGCGCGCUACCCGUCCGAGCCCGACACCCAGACACAGACGGAGGCCGAGCUGACCACCGACGAGCUGCUCAUCGACGACGGCGACUUCGGCCGGCGGCUGGAGCCCGACGAGCAGAGCCCCGUCCUGCCGGCGUACCCGCCGUACUCCCACGGGCCGCUGGCCGUACCCGUGGAGCCGUACCGCAGCCCAGAGUACGGCCCCGUGUCCGGAGAGGCGCGUCAGAGCGCGGCGGCCGAGGAUGUCACGAGCACUACCGCGGCACCGGCCGAGAGGCCUGCUGCCGUCACUGAGACCGCUGAGCCGACUGAGGUGCCGCUGCAGGGGGCCGAACCGCCCCCCGCCCCCCGGGAGGAGGUCACUGACCGACCCCAGCCGGCCGGCUACACUCAGCGGGGACCGGCACCCCGGCGGCCCUACCUACCCCGUCCCCGCGCCCCGGCCCGCCCGGUCACAGCGCACCGGCCGCCGCUCAAGGUGGCCGCUCCAUCCCUCUACAAACCGGGAGCCGUGGUAGCCGCUAAACCACCGACCAGCUUUUACGAGGAGCGCCUGAACGAGGUGUCCUCAUUUCCCCUGUGGACCCCGUAUGCACCACUAUGGGCGCCAUACCCGACGCGCCCUCACCCCCCGACGUUCGAAUCAGGACACCACGAAGCCCAGCAUCGGCCCGCCUCGCCCGAAUACCGGCAUUACUCCGGACUGCGCCAAGCGAAAAAGGCGAGCGGGUUCGAGCGCCCGCGCCCCAGCCCGCACCGCUACUCCCCCGUCAGAGCUGACGUCUCCUUCGGGGCGCGCACCGGCGACCACGGGGCCUUCGAGUGGUUCUCCGACCACCCGGUCGGCACAUCGUAUCACUGAAUGGAUUGUCUGAGGAAUGCUGCCUUCUGUUUAAGAAAGGCCUUUUGUCCACCGCAUCACUCAGUGGACAGCUGUUUGCGGUAUCUAUGAGCGAGCGCUGCCGCCCUUUGGCGUCGAGAACGGCGAAUGGCCGAAGUCUGAGACCGACAGUUUGAAGUUUAUCUAAACGAUCAGCUGUAAACAUCCUAAUCGAGUAUAGGAGCCGGCCAGAACAUUUGAAAGGCUGCAAAUGUUGAUAUGACGCGUCUAACAUUUUAGAGUAACAUAAAAUGUUCUCAACAUGCCACGAGUUUAUGCCCAUAUAGGUAAGCACAGGUUCAGGAUAAGAGCAUAUCCUCCAGCCCUUUCAAGCCUUCUACUCCCUACGAAACGAAUCAUUGUUACCUAUAAGCUGAAAAAUAUGCGCUUUUUGUUAAAGAUAGCAUGUAGUGUAGGUACUUGAUAAACAAGGAUAACUUAACUAGUGUAUAGCGGUACGUCUUGGCCAUAAAGUGGGCAUGCUUCAGUGUGAACAUGUGCAAAGCCAGGGGACAUCAGGUAACCACAAGAGCGACAUAGUCGUUAUGCUAUGAAGCGGUGCUGGUUGAUCAACAUAUCAAUAUCGCUGAGGUGAAACUGAGACGCGGAACGUGCCUAUCAUGUUGGCACAUGGGCGUUACGAGACAUGCAUAUUGGAUCAUUUUGUAUUCAGUUCCAAGACGAGGAUAAGGGAAGCAGGUAUGAAUGGUCGUAAGUUCGUAACCAAUGUAUAGUUCGUACAUGUCGAUUGUCGAUUGAUUUUAAAAGGAGCAAUCAAGUUCUGUACAACAUUCCCGCUGUAGCAAUUACCGUGUCUCACCAGCUGGUACUUUGCACUCAUUUGUUCUCCAAUAUACGUUAUAUAAAGCU
This is a messenger RNA of Amphibalanus amphitrite, 2154 nucleotides long. Its product is annotated as extensin-like. The record is from RefSeq and is a predicted model, not a curated record. The transcript is spliced from 2 exons. Bases 163 to 1266 code for a protein of 367 amino acids. Lineage: Eukaryota; Metazoa; Arthropoda; Thecostraca; Balanomorpha; Balanidae.